AUGAUGAAGUAUCCUGUCGCUUCCUAUUUAAUAUUUGAUUCAGCUGGUCAUUUCUACAUCAAGAAUCUGUACCCUAAAAGAAUUCUGCCGCCCCUUACGACAAAUUCUUUACAAAAAUUAUUAAGGCAGCCUCCGAAAAAUUGUUGGACACCACCUACAACUGUAGGCGAAGUUACUAGCAGAAACGUUGAAAUAACAACCACCACUAAGCUCGACGAUGAAACUUUUGAUUACAAUACAACAAUACAAUUUCCUGACAAACAAAAUGACAGCAUUACUACGAGCAAUGUAAUAUCAAAGGAAGACAAAAUAUUAGAUCAUAAUGAAACUUCUAGCGAAUCUGCAUUCGUGAAUACUACAGAGGUCAAGGUGAAGGAGAUUACUAAUGACUUACAUUCUUUCUUUGAUCAAUAUAAACAAUCGCUGGUGGAAUUUAAUAGAAUAUUUUAUAAGAUUUCAGUAACGAAAUUAAUGUUUUCACAAAAAGAAAAAGAAAAUGGGAUUAGCUUCGUACAAUCUGGGUUGCUCCUAUACAUGGCACUAUUGGCUUUAUCCACGGAAGUGGAUUUAGAAACGAAAAAUGAAAUUGAUUUUCGCUUGCUGUAUGCAAGCUCCAAUGUGGAAAAAAUAACAGACUUUAAACAUAUAGUAGCUUGGUUACCAGAGUCGAAUAGUGAUUUAAAAUUCCGUUGGGCUUUUCGCCUCGUGUUAGAAGAGGGGCUUGAAUUGAGCCAGCAAUUUCUUGGUGGCAUCGAAAACGGAACCAAAAUAGUGAUGGAACAUUUUAACAGCACUACCAGUAGGGAAAAUGCACACGAUACACUUAAUCGUAUGGUUGAAAUAGAUUCAGGUGGUGCGAUGAGGGAUACAUUUAUUGAAGAUGAUUUUGUUGACGGUUUCUGUUCAGUUCUGAUCAUUACAAUGUAUAUCCGUAGUCGAUGGCGUAGUGCGCCGACCGUACUCAACGGUACAUAUCCCUUUAAAGACGGUUCAACCGUUGAAAAGUCAGUUAACAUGAUAAAAUUGAAUGACAUCAUGGGUUACGGUGAUUUAAAGGAGUGUGAUGCAGAGGCUAUUGAAAUAAAUUACGCUACUCCUGGUUUGAAACUAUUGAUGCUGAUUCCUCGUGGAAACUCUUUAAAAAAUGUGACUACUUACAUGGAAAAUACGACCCCACAAGAAGUUUCGAAUAAAUUACGCUUGACAAGAGUAGCUGCCAUUUUACCAAUAUUCACUCUUCGUAUGACUCUUCUAUUGCCACAAAAACUUCAAUUGAUGAACAUAACUCGUUUGGUUGACGCUAAACCGAGUCCCGACAACAAAUGCGGUGAGUUAAAACUCUCACACGCGGUACAGAGACUGAUGUUCUGGGCUGAGGCGGGUAGUAACGCUUUUAAAGAUGAUGGCAUCGAAUGGGACGAAAAACCGGAGCUACAACUGUUGGCCGAUCGGCCUUAUCUGUUUUACGUCCGAUGGAACAAUGUGACUUUGAUGAAUGGAAACUUUGUAUUAUAG
Molecule: messenger RNA, 1515 nt
Organism: Danaus chrysippus (African queen)
Lineage: Eukaryota; Metazoa; Arthropoda; Insecta; Lepidoptera; Nymphalidae
Source: the annotation of a GenBank genome assembly